AUGUAUGCCUCAGGCAACCAGGACCCUGGUGACUCAAAGUGGUCACCACAUCUCCCCCCUCCUCUUAUGAUCUCCACACCAGGUAUUUGCGACUUGGUCGUGAGUAUCAUUUCAACACUUACCCGGAUUUCUGCUCGGCGCAAGAAUGCCUGCUUCCGUCUUCACAGCUACAAUUGCACGUUUCUGUUGGAAGUCUACCUCUUACCGAAUAUCUCUAAUACCCGUAUAAAUUUGCAUUCUGCGAAAGGAACAGUCAUGGCUUCUAUCUUCACGUAUGAUCCGGACCCGCCCAGGGUGUCCUCCCCAUGGUCGACGUCGGGGUCUUCCACCCCGCAGAGCAACCAGACGAGUCAGCCUGCCCUGAACAGUAAAACAGGCCUGGCUGUGCGGACCCGAUCCAGUUCUCAUUUGGAUCGCGCGCCGGACUUUCUGUCGGACUAUGGAAUCACCAAGCUUGAACCGGAACCUCAAGAGGGUCCAACGGAAUACAAGUUGCAUCUCUUGCUCCGCCCUCGACGGCCUUAUCUUUCCAUGUCCACGGGAAGUGUAGUCGCAGGCUCGUAUCAUUCUCGAGUCUCAGUCACUCCAAAUUCGUAUUCCUCGUCCCCGGCGCAAGAUGCGGCUCCUCGGCCAAUGCAGGCCAAGUCGGCCCAAAGCCGGCAGCAGCGACUGCAGGGUCUGACCACCCAGCUUCUUUGGCGCCUGCAACAGUCAUCGCCAUUCCAUUCAUCGACAACGGCUAAUCUAGUCGUGCCUGUGCUUCCGGAUGCGACUCCGCAACUGGGGGUGCCGUCGAAACCCGCCCGUCUUCUGCCGGGUCUGGAGGAAAGUCAAGGUGCCUUGUAUGAAAUCGGCGUUGCCGAUGAUGGUACCUUUGUCGGACUCACCGAGGAUGAGCUGGAUGAGAGCGUCACGAACUUGCGGGCCAUGUCUGCCAGUCUGGGAUGCAAGGUCGAGAUCCUCCGUCGAGUCGUCGUGGGCAAAUGUGAAUGGGCAGACGACUCUCCUGCGGUGCCCCUGGACUCGAGCAAAUGCCACCGGGCCAAUCUCUGGGUUGCAGAAGCUCUGGUCUCGCCAGACCUGGAUCACUACAAGCUGACCUCUUCGCGGGCGAGGAAAGAUUCCGCAUCUAGCUCUUUGAAAACGAAUACAAGUGCCGAGACCAGUGCAGAGGAAGACUCUUCCACCACCGAGCAGAUUCGCAUCUCCAUUGCCGGGUCGAGCGCAUCUGGAAAGUCUUCCCUCGUGGGCACUUUGACAUCGUCCAUCUUCGACAACGGUCGAGGAAGCAGCCGACUGAGCUUGUUGAAACACCGUCACGAAAUUUCCUCGGGCAUCACCAGCUCAGUCGCGCAGGAACUGAUUGGCUAUUCUGGCGACAAACCUCCUAUCGUGGUGAAUUAUGCGUCGGGAAACGUGGCUGCGUGGGAUGACAUUCAUGCCGCGUCCCGUGGGGGUCGUCUGGCCUUUGUGUCCGACCUCCCGGGUUCGGUUCGGUAUCUCAAGUCCACUUUGCGUGGACUGGUGAGCUGGGCUCCCCACUAUGUGAUGCUCUGCAUCCCCGCCAAUUGCGGCGAUGAAACAAGCGUUGACGCGGAUUCCGCGGUUGAGCCCGCUGGAGAGAUCGAACGAUGCUUGGCGUACUUGGACCUAUGUCUGAAACUCGAUAUGAAUGUCAUUGUCGUCGUCACCAAGCUGGAUGUGGCUUCGCGAGGAAGGUUGCGUGAGAAUCUUGCUCGGGUUUUGUCGGCUCUCAAGGCCGCCGGCCGUAAGCCGGCAAUGCUCCCUGCGUCACCUGCAAAGGAUAAAACAUUGGACCUGCAGCAGAUUAGUCCUGCUGAUAGCGAUGGUGUGCGCAAGGUUCUUGCCACGGCAGGUGAUCAGUGGCCUACCACCGUGCCUAUUGUUCUCUGCAGUGCGGUCGAUGGCACGGGGGCGGGAAAAUUGCAUGCAUUGCUACGUUAUCUUCCAAUUCCCACCCGCCGGCCACAAAGGAGCCUGCGUAUUGAUCGACCAUUGGGUCAGUCAAGUCACCCUACGGCCGUUUUUGACAUUGACGAGGUGUUUGCGAUACCACCAUCCAAGGUAUACUCUGUAUCUGCCGACAAAGACGGUUGUCAAAGCCGUGGUAUGGUUCUUUGCGGCUUGGUGCGGCAUGGUAGUAUCGCUGUUGGUGAUGAGAUGGUAAUCGGCCCCAGCCUGGUCGACACUUCCGCAGACUGCGGUGGUGACUCUGCCCCCUUGAAUCUUCUUUCUCGCAGCAGUGGUCCCGGUGUCUCUGCUCAGUUCCCCGCCUCCCUCUCCCAUGGGAUGCUUUCGAGCAAGGAUGGCUUGACGCAGGUCAAAUGGCAACGCAUCCGGGUCGUCAGUGUUAGGAAUCUCCGCUUGCCGGUGCGCCGCCUGAAAGAGGAUCAAGUCGGCACCAUCGGAAUCGAGCUGCUUGCCUCAACGGAAGACGGGAAGCUGCCUCAGUUGAGCAGAAUUAGAAAAGGCAUGGUACUUGCAGACCUGCAUCCAUCACUGUAUCCGAGUCAGACGCUUCCGUCGCCCCUGUCGCCGAUUCUGCCCCUAGUCUUUCACACUGGCUUCACAGCGACUUUCUCGGCUGCUGAAUUUUCAGCCCCCAAUUCGCCUCCUUUGCUUCUCGGCGGAAACGCCAUCGCUUACAUAGCCAAUGUACGUACCACGGUGCGGGUUGUCUGCAUGGCCCUCGCAGGUGCCGGUGACGACCUCCAAGAAGACCCCCAUGACGAUUCUAGGUCUCCAUCUCCCACCGAGCUAGAAUUCUUCAGCUUCGACGGCGACGACAAAUCUUCCUCGCCGUCGCCAUCGAAAGAAAAGAGUGGAAAUGCCAAUCGCGCCAGUCGUGCAGAUGGAUCAAUCCGACGCCGUCCAUCCGCUAACGAUAUCAGUAAGAUGGUCUCGUCCGGCAUAUCGGGCAACGCACCAGGAGCCUCCGGAAUCACCGAGGACGUCAAAAUCACCUUUGGCCUUGUCACAUCCGUGGAAUGGAUCGAGCUCGGUUUACAAGUCCUCGUGAUGCCGGGCAUGUCGAUGACGGCCUCGGCAGGGGUGAUGGCGCCUCUUCCUUCUUCUCCUUCCCUUGCUGACAGCAAUGUCAAUGCCGGCAGUGGCUCGGGAAGUACCACUGGAGUUAACCCGAUGUCCGGACUAGAAGGGUUUGUCGGGACGGUCUGUGACCUUGUUUAUGGUAAACCCGUCUCUGGCUGA
Messenger RNA from Penicillium oxalicum, 3231 nucleotides. RefSeq lists its product as uncharacterized. The record is from RefSeq and is a predicted model, not a curated record. Bases 1 to 3231 code for a protein of 1076 amino acids. Gene Ontology annotation, molecular function: translation elongation factor activity; GTPase activity; GTP binding. Lineage: Eukaryota; Fungi; Ascomycota; Eurotiomycetes; Eurotiales; Aspergillaceae. The transcript has a single exon. Gene Ontology annotation, biological process: translational elongation.